Paramisgurnus dabryanus is the source of this 5231-nucleotide messenger RNA. Lineage: Eukaryota; Metazoa; Chordata; Actinopteri; Cypriniformes; Cobitidae. The record is from RefSeq and is a predicted model, not a curated record.
UUAUUUGUUUUGUUGUAUUUUUAUUAUGCUGUAUUUUACAGCUCAUGGUCACUUUAAUUAUGUAGAAAAAUGAUUAUUGAUUAGAAUAUUUACAAUACUUUUUUAUUUUGUAAGAAAACAUACAGGUUUAUUCUGAGUGAAUAAUUACCCUGCUGAAAAAACAGCUUACCAGCAAGACCAGCAUAUGUUUUGGUGCUGGUAUGAUGGUGACCACCAGCUAAACCAGCAUAAUUCCCAUGCUGGUUUGAUGCUGUUUUUUUCAGCAGGGUAAAACAAAAUUUUUAUGUGGAAGAUUUUCUAUUAUAUUUUUUGUGAACAUCUUCAUUUACAUACAAGGUUGUUUAGUCAUUGUAGUCUCGUGUCUUGUAUGACUAUACAGUACAGUACAUAUUUUCAGAACUUUACAUUUAAUGAAGGGUCUGGAUGUGUGAGACUACCAUAGCUAAAAAUGCUUAGGCAAACAUAAAGCAUCUUUAUUUUUAAGAGUGUAACUUAAUGCAGAAACCACAACGUUUGCAUUUGCAUUGUCAGAAUACUUUAUUAGCAAACCAGUAUUACCAAAGCAUCUCAAUACAGAGCCACAAAACAAACAACAGGACUGAAAUAAUGAAGUAGUAUUUCCGUUUUAAAUCAAUAGAGUUUCUUUCUCUUAAAUUCAGUUGAACACGCAUGAGUCAUCUGUGAAGAGCCUGGGCUUUUAUUGGCAGGAGUGGAGAGUUGAUUCACUCGCACAGUCAGGAGAACUGAAGCUCAGAUGGGGAACUGACAGCACACACAAAUAAUCCAGAUAAUACUUUAUCAUCAUUUCAUUUCUGGCGGGAAUAUAAACAACUGCAGGCGCUACAUUGUUACCAGUCGCGGGAAUCAUCUUUUACUUUGUAACAACGCUGUGAAUGGAUACGGAGUUUCUUUUGAAGUAAUGAAGGAGUUUAGUUUUUAGCCGACUGGCUAACUAACAAACCAACAGCGAGACAUGAAGGCUUCGGGUUCAUAUUCAGACCAACAAGUCGUUGAAACAGUAUGACUCAAGUAUUAACAAUUUAAAAAGUUUUAUUUCAGUUUAUUUUUUCGCUCGAUCUGAACAUAUGUGUUGUGAAACACUGGACGCGUUUACAUGUUUUACUGGAGUUUCAGUCUAAUUACAUUUAAACAUUCAAUACUGUCGACAUUCUGGGUCUGGAGUAAAGAAAGAAUGGCAGAGGAACUAAAGGCACUGUGAACUGUUUAAACCUCUCAGCACGUGGAGGAGGCGUCUCUUCCUCGAUUGGCUCACCAUUUACUACAGUAUCUUACAGCCAUGUCAGACAGACUCACAGGUUUCCUGCAAUGAUGUCUGCUCUUUGACGGCUAACGCUGUAGCCUCGUUGUAAUGCUGGCACUCGGAGUGGACCGUGGAAAACGAGGAGGGAAUGCUGUUGCAGGAGGAACAGGAGGGAAACCUGUGGUGGCGCGGCAGUCUGUCGUUACUGUGCGUGAUCCUGGGAUUAGCAUCAAGCAGAAGAUUUCCCAAUGGGAAGGCCUCAGACAAACGGAGGACGUCCAUAAGAUGAAAGUUAAAACCCACAGUCGAAAUCUUUCAGGUGACCUUGUCGGACACGCGUUUAGUGAUGGAGUACGUAACAAAGGAACUUUGUCGAAAGUUAAAAGUCUGGGUUUGGAUUUCAGGGAAUGCAAGGUGUCUCAUAAACCAGUUGUUGAUGGACUCCACUGGGAUCUACCAAGAACUCGAACCCAUGUUAAUACAUUGGUAACAUCAACUUCUCCAACAAAACCUGUGACCAGUUUGACACAAGUCCAGUCUCCGGUUAAAACCCACUCUCGUUCUCGUUCAGCCGACCUUGUUGGAAACGGUUUUGAGUGCAAUAGAAGCGAUGAAGUACGUAACAAAGCGAAAGUUAAAACCCUGGGUUUGGAUUUCAGGGAAUACCAGGUGUCUCAUAAACGGGUUGUGGAUGUCCACUCUGUUUUGCCAAGAAAUCAUUUGAAUAAAUUUGUAACAGCAACUCCUGCAACUAAACCAGCGGCCGAUGUCCAGUUCCCUGUCACCAAACAUGUUAAAAGCAAUCAUGCUAAGGCGAACAACUUUGCAGAAGUUGAAAUUACGUCUCUACCUCAUUGUGUGGACGACCCAGAGGCAUCGCUGCCUCCCGGGAACUUUUAUACUUCCAGGGGUUUCUGGAAAAGACUGGAGAAAGAUGAACCUUUCUGGGAGAAAGAAAAAAAUUCCCAAGCUGUGACCAAGUGUCUUGAUGAAAUGAGACCCUAUCCCCAGAACUUGACUUCUCCUCCACCUAAACCACAGCGAACAUUCCAGUAUAAGGGUGUGAACAGUCCACCGGGCCAGUGGAUCCAGUUGGAGAAUCAGACUAAAUCAGUCGGUAAAUCCAACCAAGCGCGGAGGAAUGACAUCACACUAAAGCCACCCAGCUGUCCGCCGCCUCCUUGUCCAGUAAACACCAUCAGCGGAAUUUCCAGAAACAGAAAGAACAGAAAGUCAUUUGAGUUUGAGGACGUGGUACGGCUGACAUCCCAGCAGGCUUCCAGAGAAAAGGAGGGAAUGCGUUCUGGUCUUUUCCACGCCCUGUCUGAGGACAGCAUCUAUGAGGACAUCAUCUUGGACAUGUCAAGAGAGAGCCCUUAUGAAGACAUCAAACUCUCGCCCAUGUGUUUACCCAUAAGACGGCCACGACAUUAUACAGUUGGACAAAGUCAAAGCCCACAUAUGAAGAUCUCACCGAAACCCUUCACACUACAGGCGAAUGGUGACCGACUGCAGGACAACAGAGAACCUUCAUCUACUCGUCCCUCUUCUGCAACCACUCCUAAAUCAUCCACGACUAAACCUGCUGCUGUGUACAAGACACACAGACAACCCUCGAUUGUAAAUUGGAUCCAGGAAAUCUUCGAGGCCAGAAGAGGACGGAAACGUGUGUGGGCAACAGCAAGCAGAGAUGAAUUAAGUGGAACGGAGAGUGAUCCAGAGGAGACCUCUAAAGGUCGCUCCCAGCGAACAGUCUACGUUCAGUCAACGUUAAAACGACGGCCGGGCUACCGCACUUUAGAGCGAGAUCUGAUUCAGCUUCAAGAGCAGAAACUUUUCCAGCAGUUUGUUGUGGUGUCACUUAGAAAAAGUUCCCCUGGAAACACUUACACACCAGAAAUCACGCAACAGUUCCCUAGAAAGUUUGAGAAGUCUUCUCGAUUGUCUCGUGAGGCUGAGGACAGAUUGAAGGCCAUUCCCAAGUUCUGUUUUCCUGACUGCCAGGACUGGCGUCCCUCCUCGGAUCACACCAGUGAAACGUUUUCAUUUGUCCUCACGGGGGAAGAUGGCAGUCGCUUAUUUGGGUAUUGCCGCAAAAUCCUGCCCAGUGGGAAAGGGAAGAGACUGCCUGAAGUUCACUGCAUCAUCAGUAGACUGGGCUGCUUCAAUCUCUUCUCAAAGAUCUUGGAAGAGGUGGAGAGGAGGAGAGAGAUUUCUCCCGCUUUGGUUCAUCCUUUUAUGCAAAGUGUCAUGGAAGCACCUUUCCCGGCUCCUGGACGCACAAUCUCCGUCAAAAGCUUUUUACCGGGCUCUGGGAAUGAAGUUUUGACUCUGUGCAGGCCGGUGGACUCACGCUUGGAGCACGUGGAUUUUGAAAGCUUGCUUCAGUGUCUGAGUGUCACUACGCUCCUGCAGGUCUUUGCUUCUCUGCUGCUGGAGAGGAGGGUCAUCUUCAUCGCAGACAAACUUAGUGUCUUAUCUCGAUGUGCUCACUCGGCCCUGGCACUGCUGUAUCCGUUUACCUGGCAGCACACUUUUGUGCCCGUGCUUCCGGUUAACAUGCUGGACAUCUGCUGCUCUCCCACACCCUUCCUCAUGGGGGCGUUGUCACCGUCCCUGCCUCAAGUUUUGGAUAUGCCCAUUGAAGAGGUUCUCAUUGUGGAUUUAUGUGCGGACAAAUUUGUCGUUCAACUCGGAGAUGAAGACUGUAUCUUACCCAGAAAGCUGCAGGCAGCGCUUCAGGAGAUACUGGACAACAGGCACGAGAUGUUAGAUCAAAAUUCAAGAGACAAGAGAGAAGAUGAGACCGAGCUGAGCACAUUGGUGUCAGAAGCAUUUGUUUGGUUCUUUGUUGAGCUGGUCGGACAUUAUUCCCUCUACAUGAGUGACGGAGGGCCUGGUGGUGCACGAGAGCUUCAGAGAGACGCUUUCCGGAAAUCUCAUCCUUCCCGAGGAGUGCGACAGUUCCUGCAGCUCUUCAUGGACACACAGAUGUUUGCCGGGUUCAUUCACGAUCGGGAGCUCAGAAAAGGAGGUGUAAAAGGGCUGUUUGAAGUUAGAGCUGCAGAAUAUCUAAAUUCCUAUCCUGAAACUGAACUCAGUGGAGUCAACAGAUUUCUCAAGGGCCUUGGAAACAAAAUGAAAUUCUUGCAAAAGAAAUAAAACACCGUCCGAACGGUCCGAAGUCUCAACGUCAAGUAUGAACGGCCUUUUUUGCAAGCAUGUGAUGACUCAACCAGAUUCUCACAGUUCCUGUCCCAUAGAGAGACUCAUGGGUGGAGAUGAGGUCAAAACUAGAAGACUGAAAUCAGCUGGCUCCACCCUGAAAACUCUUUGGCUUGGAUUUGCUGUGCCAUCGGGGAAGAGGAAAAGGCUGGAAAUGAGUUUUUAAGCAUAAGGAGGAAGAAAGUCGACUGAAUUAGACCUAGCAGGAAAUAGAGAAGGAUAUUAUUGUUACUUUGAUAAAUAAGGAAAAUAAACGGAUUGAUUGUGAGCAGUGGUUGGGUUAACAGCCAUUACAGAUGUCGUACACUUAACCUGUUAUUGUUUAUGUAUUGUUUACUAAAAGUUUUUAUUAUUUCAGACUGAAAGAAGUCCAAAUGGAAGCAUUUUGUGGUUUAAAAGAAAAUAUAAUGAAGUAUGGAUUAUAUUACUCUUAAAAGAAUAAAUGUAGGAUUCCUCAGUUGCACAGUUAAAUGUUAAAACAAUGUUUUGCUUUUUUUUAUUAAAUACCAAUGUACAUUUUUAAUGGCAGAGAAAUUGUUCAGUCUUUUGCAUUUUGUACAGUUUUCAAAUAUUUUAUGUAACAAGACCGUUUGUAACAUCUGAAAAUAAAAAUAUUUUAUAUGCAUUUUAACAACUGUAUCAUCAUUAAAAAAUGUAAAAUGUGCCACAAAAUUAACACGUACCAGCAAAGAAAGUGUACUCAGGUGUAUACGUAUCAUACAUUUACACUGACAAAAAUGACUUU